Alosa sapidissima (American shad) is the source of this 2694-nucleotide messenger RNA. RefSeq names its product chromosome 9 C7orf26 homolog (gene ints15). NCBI's taxonomy places the organism in Eukaryota, Metazoa, Chordata, Actinopteri, Clupeiformes, Clupeidae. The record is from RefSeq and is a predicted model, not a curated record. The transcript has 8 exons. Bases 159 to 1598 code for a protein of 479 amino acids.
AAAAAAAAUAGACGUGUCCCUUUCGAGGCACCGUACAGUGGAUGGUUGCAUUGUGCAGUUAGCCAGCACUGAGUAGCUAGGUAGCUGAUCACACCCGUUUUUGUUUUCUAGUACCAUUUUGAAACAUAAUGGAUUAUUCGUCUUUCAUACGCUGAGUCAUGUCAGACAUCCGUGGGUCUCUGCUGCGGCGGGAUCCCCUGAGCGCUGCUAAAGAGGUGCUGUACCAUCUGGACAUCUCCCUGGGCAGCUCUGCCCUCCAGGGCCCCGGGACCUCCGGACCCUCCGCCGUCGCCACGGCAGCCGUCGCCGUGGAGAGGAGCACGGUGGAGCUGGUGGAGGAGUUCAUCUACCACACGCCCAAGGACAGGAAUGCACAGCCCAAGAGGCUAUCGUGUCUGCAGGAGCUGCAGCUGUUGGAGAUCAUGUGCAGCUACUUCCAGGAGCAGAGCCGCGACGCUGUGCGCCACCUCAUCUUCUCUGCCCUCUUCGGUCUCCAGGGAAACCAGGUGGACGACAGCCGCAUGGCCAUGCUGGCUAAGCUCGUCUCCAUGGCGAUUGCCGUCGGACGCGUCCCCAUCCUGGAUUGCACUGCCACCUGGCUGCAGCGCUCCCAUGCGGUGUGUUGUGUGCGGGUUGCGCGUGUGUUAGUGGAUGAUUACUGCAGGGUGGUUCCUGGCUCCGCCCACACCUUGAGGCAGGUGUUUAACGCAAGCCCCGCCUUCUGUUGCCAGUUCAUCACCGCGGUUACGGCCCUUUAUGACUUGUCUUCAGAGGAUCUGACUCCUCCCCCAGCUCUGCUGGAGAUGGUUGUUGAUUGGAUAACAGACGACCCGAGACUCCUCCUCCUGACCUUCCUGAACACGCCCCUCCCUGUCGCCAGCCUAUCCCGUGGCUGCCUGGAGCUCACGCCUCUCCUGGGCCUCCUGCGCUGGUCCGUCAAAGCCCCACUUGCCAAUCAGAGGAACCGCAAACAGGCGUUGGCCAAUGGCCACGCAGAGCUGGAGAAGGGGGCGGGACAAGAGGCUGAGGAGCUCUAUUCCAAACUCCAUCUGAGUGUGCUGCAGGUGUUUCUCAUGCUGCAGGUGCACCUGACUGAGAAGAAUGUGAUUGGUCAGCUGUCGGUGCUGCAGUGGGACCACGUGGUGGGAUUGGUGGACGAAGUGGGCCGCCUGGGGGAGGAGCUUAACCCUCUCCACGCCGCCAAUCACAUCCAGCUGGCUCUGGAUAGGCUGGCCCAGGCCCUGCAGGUGGCCAUGGCAACGGGAGCGCUCUUGUGUGCCCGAGAAGAACUUAGACCUCUGUGUUCUAGACUGCCACACAACAAUCUGAUGCAGCUGGUGAUGUCAGGGCCGUUCCAGCCCCCUCUCUACCCCCACCUGCCCUCCCUCCCCCCCCACACACACACCAGCCCCCUGUCCCCACACAUCCACACACACACACACGCACACACACACGCGCACGCCGCGCUCUCGCCACACAACACACACCCCGCUCUGCAGACCGCGCACAACACACACACACACGCACACACACACACAGUCAUCUCCCCACACACCUUUCACCCAGCUAUGGGCUUUUCUUACCGACCCAUACGCUAAGUGCACAACACACGUACGCACACACACACACACACACAGUCAUCUCCCCACACACCUUUCGCCCAGCCAUGGGCUUUCCUUACCGACCCAAACUAGAAGUACACACACACACACACACACACACAUUAACAUAUACAGACACACACACACACACACACACACAUUAACAUAAACAAAGACAAGUACCCAUACAUGAAAAGAAACACACAUAUACACACAUAAAUGUUCUCUAUCUUAUACGCACACAAACACACACACACACACAGACCAUACACACACAAACACACACCCGAACGCACAAGCACAAACACACACACCCACACACCAUACGCACACACACACACCGUACACAUGCAUGGAAACGUCUUUAUGGGCAUGAAGAGGUGUUUUUGUUCCGCGGAAAAAUAUGCAUGGUACUGUUGGUCACUGUGUGUGUGUGUGUGUGUGUGAUUGUGUGUUUGUGUGAUUGUGAGAGAAAGAGGGGAACAUGUUCACAAGCAUAUCUGAAAGUUAUUGAGCAGUUAUGCUGACUGGUGAAAUGCAUCAUGGGAGCUGUAGCCCUGAUUUAACAUUUACACUCACUCUCUGUUUCCUCUUCCUGCUGUGGAGGAACUACAUCACAGACAACAUUGAGCCUAUCAAAGUGCCCACUGGUGAAAAGCACCAUGGGAAAUGUAGUUUUGAGCAUCUGCCUGUAGAAAGGGCCAGUUAAUGUUCUUUUCUCUUCUGAAAUGCACCAUGGGAGAUGUAGUUUCUUUUAUCUUUCCUUAGAUGUCUGCGCUUGUGCUUUUCUACCCUUUACGUGUUACAUUUCUAUUGUGGGUACUUCUCUUCUGAAAAGCACCAUGGGAGAUGUAGUUUUUAUUGUGGGUACUAGGUCACACUCGUGCUCUUCCCGGCAUCUGCAGCUGUAGAACCAGGAAGUGGAUUAUGUGGGCGGGAUGUAGCGUGUGUGGGGGCCAAUGGCAGAAGGGGCUGUAUGCUGAUGGACAGUCUGAGGAGUAAUGUCAUGGGGUCGCUGUGUUUCUGUUCCUUUUUCCUACUUUGUAUGAUGCCAUGAAGUUCAGAUUAAAACGUUUCUUCUGUUUGUAAAUGG